Pangasianodon hypophthalmus (striped catfish) is the source of this 3610-nucleotide messenger RNA. It is a transcript of the gene mpp2b, whose product is annotated as MAGUK p55 scaffold protein 2b. Bases 879 to 2522 code for a protein of 547 amino acids. The record is from RefSeq and is a predicted model, not a curated record. Gene Ontology annotation, molecular function: protein binding. The transcript has 13 exons. Gene Ontology annotation, cellular component: plasma membrane; cell-cell junction. Lineage: Eukaryota; Metazoa; Chordata; Actinopteri; Siluriformes; Pangasiidae.
GAUAAAAUGCGUCUUUUAUUACAUCUCUAAUCAUCCCAGCAGUGUUAAUGAGUGCAUGAUGAGUGCUGCAGUACCCACGGCUGCGUCCCAAUCCGCACGAUUAAACAGCACUGAGCAUUAGGUCACAGGACAUUACGCGCUAGUAUGCGGUUAGGGACGGAGCCGUGGUUGUCAGGGGGCGUGGCCUGUUGUCAAGGCGAUCACUGAACCCGAGAGCGUCACUCUGCUAGUUAACGCUAUAAUUCACGAACACGGUGAUGUUUACUCCAGUUUUUCUGUCAGGAACAUGAUAUAACCGGCUCUUAUUGACUUCCCUGUAGGAUGGCAGAGAUUUCCGGGUUACUGAGUGUGAGCUGAAUUAGCCAGCUAGCUGAAUUAGCCAGCUAGCUAACAGAGUAAAAAUGCGCGUGAGCCCUUAGGUGAGAGCUGUGAGGAAAAACUCCCUGAGAAGCCAUGAGGAAGAAACCCUGAGCCUCAAAAUGGACUCCAUUUGCUUCAGAUAGUGGGAUUAUUCACUUCCAUUUACAUUUACAUUUACGUACAAUUCUUAUCUUAUCCAGAGCGACUUACAUUUAUCUCAUUCUUACAUCUGAGCACUUGAGGGCCUCGCUCGAGGGCCCGGCAGCGGCAGCCUGGCGGUGCUGGGGUUCCUGACUUUCUGAUCAGUGGUACAAAGUCUUAACCAUGUUAAAUAUUACAGUAUAGAAGUGUGUAGAGGAGUAAAGUGUAAAGCCAGAGAGAACUGAGUGUGUUUACAGUGUGAGAAUAUUCUGAAGAAGAGUCCUGGGAUGAGCACAGGACAGUCUUUAUGAUUACAGCAGCAGCUCAGCAACAAAUCUACAGAAUCCAGAAAGCCCAGAAGUCCCAAGAUACCAGCCAUGCCUGUUGCAUCAUCCAGCUCUGACUCAGCGAUGCACAGCGUCGUGGACACACUGAGUGACAGCACCGGCUCCACCACGGCCAAUGAUCUAGACCUCAUCUUCCUGAAGGGCAUCAUGGAGAGCCCUGUGGCCCAUGAGCGAUUCGAGGAGCCGAAGCUGGAGGCAGUGAGGGAGAACAAUGUGGAACUGGUGCAGGACAUCCUGAAAGAUCUCACACCGCUCACCCAACAGAGCCAGGCAGCACACGAACUUGCCCGGAUACUCAGUGAGCCACACUUUCAGUCCCUGCUGGAAACACACGACUCUGUAGCUUCCAAAAGCUACGAGACUCCACCACCCAGCCCCUGUGUCUUCAUGGACCCUGCCCUCAACAACCAGCCCGUCCCUCCCGAUGCUGUCAGGAUGGUCGGCAUACGCAAAGUCUCUGGAGAACAUCUGGGCGUGACGUUCCGUGUGGAGGGCGGCGAGCUGGUGAUCGCACGCAUCCUGCAUGGUGGUAUGAUCGAUCAGCAGGGCCUCCUGCAUGUCGGUGAUGUCAUCAAAGAGGUCAACGGGAAGGAGGUGGGCAGCGACCCCAAAGUGCUGCAGGACAUGCUAAAGGAAGCCAGUGGCAGCGUCGUGCUCAAGAUCCUGCCCAGCUACCAGGAACCACACACACCCCGCCAGGCAUUUGUGAAAUGCCACUUUGAUUACGACCCCGCUCACGAUAAUCUGAUCCCCUGCAAGGAGGCUGGCCUUCGGUUCCACAGUGGCGAAAUCCUGCAGAUCUUCAACCAGGAUGAUCCCAACUGGUGGCAGGCGUGUCACCUGGAGGGCGGCAGCGCAGGUCUGAUCCCCAGCCAGCUGCUGGAGGAGAAGAGAAAAGCGUUCGUGAAGAGAGACCUGGAGCUAAACACAGCAGGACCUCUGUGUGCAGGCAUGGGGGGGAAGAAGAAGAAGAGAAUGAUGUACCUGACCACCAAGAAUGCAGAGUUUGACAGACACGAGCUGCUGAUCUACGAGGAGGUGGCGAAGGUGCCGCCGUUCCGGAGAAAGACUCUGGUGCUGAUCGGCGCUCAGGGAGUCGGACGCCGCAACCUGAAAAACAAGCUGCUGAUGUCACAACCUCAUCGCUACGGCACCACAACACCCUACACGUCCCGUAAGCCCAAAGUGGACGAGAAGGAGGGACAGAUGUACCUGUUCAUGUCACGCAGUGAGAUGGAGGCGGACAUUAAGAGCGGCCGCUUCCUGGAGCACGGCGAGUACGACGGGAACCUGUACGGCACCAAGAUCAACUCCAUCCACGAGGUGAUCGAGUCGGGCAAAGUCUGCAUCCUGGACGUCAACCCACAGGCUCUCAAAGUGCUGCGGACGGCCGAGUUCCUGCCCUACGUCGUGUUCAUCGAAGCCCCCGACUUUGAAGUUCUCAAGGACAUGAACAGAUCUGCGAUCGAGGCUGGAGUCGUCACCAAACAGCUCACUGACUGCGAGCUGAAGAGGACGGUGGAGGAGAGCGAGAGGAUCCAGAGAGCUUACGGUCACUACUUCGACCUCACCAUCGUCAACGAUAACCUGGACGGCGCGUAUCGCAGCCUGAAGGGGGCGCUAGAGAGACUGAGCACCGAGCACCAGUGGGUUCCUGUGAGCUGGGUUUUCUGAGCCCCACUAAGCUUCAUAUAUUUAUAUUAGAGUGCGGUGAAAUGUGAGCAGCUCGUAAAUAAACCUAGAAAACUAGAAAUGAACCUAGGAUCAGUAAUGUUUAAAUACUACCAAAAACACACAAGUUUUUUUUUUUUCAUGGCAAUUAUAUUGACACAAAUCUAUUUUUAACAAAAAUAAGGCAUAAGAUUCUGGGAAUCGGCGUGUGAUCUUGGAUAUAUAUUUACCGAUACCUGUUAUGCGCCCUCUAGUGGUCACGCAGUUUACCUAACAUUUAAAGAUGGCCGCUCACGCAGGCUAGGCUUGUGCGAUUAUAAAGAUUUAAUCAUUCCUGUACGAUCUUACACUGCCACAAUGUCCAGGUACAUUCAUUCUGCUAAUAUGAUCUUUCUAAUCGUACAUGUUUACCAUUUAACUCUCGAAUUGCCCUCUUAAUGACCUCAUCGGCUGUAAUUGCGAUAAGAAAAUGGCGGACGCGAAAGGAAAAUGGUCACGUUCUAAUCAAGGGUCGACCCUCCAAGGUCGUCACACUAUAAAUCUUAGGAAUGACCGAAAAAUCCACCAUCCUGCUGAGUUUUCCGAAUUGUCACUGCCAACAAGCAGUUCCUGACCUACUUCUCUAUUCACAACCCCUCGAUCAUGGGGAGCCUUCAUCAACUCCACAAAGGAGCAGCUGGAGGUGGACAGUAAGGCCAGCUUGAUUGGUUGCCGUACAGAAACGUGCUGCAGCAGUGAUGUCCGAGUUGCGAUAAGAAAAUGGCUUUAGGUUCGUUAAUCGAGAUUUUUUUUUUUUUUUAAUGAUAAAUCACGAGCAGGGAGAAAUCAAUAUCUCACAAGCCUAGUGCAUGCUUUCACAAAUGUCGUAAACAUGUUUUUGUCCGUAAGGCUUGUUCAUUGUUUUUGUUUUAUUCCACUUUUUUUUUUUUUUUAAUAUUAUUGAUGGAGUAACGCUACCAAAAUGAUUUGUUUAUUUUAUUUCAGAAUGUUUUUUUGUGAUUAAUCAUUACACGAUCACACUGAAGUCAAAGUGGGAAGAAAAAAAACGAAUAAAUUGGUAUACUAACCAAAAUAUUUACACGAUGCUGUAA